AUGUCUUUAAUGUCACAAGAGCAGCUGAAGUGGAAGGACAGGAUGUUUGGCCGGAGGGACACGUCCAUCCUGAUGACGUCCUCAGUGAAGGAUCCGGACCGUCGUCCAGCCCGGGAGCGAGCAGAGCUGCGCUCGGGACGCCACGCCCACGCCAUCUUCACCAACAGCUACAGGAAGGUCCUGGGACAGAUCUCCGCCAGGAAGUUCCUUCAGACCAUUAUGGGCAAGCGUCUGGGAGCCCAGAGCUACGUGGAGCGCCGGCCGGACGUCUACCAAGGGACCUAUAAAGAACGCCUCACGUCGAUCCGGAGUGACCGUGGCUACAGCGGCGUGCGCGGGACCGCCUCCAGGCCCCGGUAA
Salarias fasciatus (jewelled blenny) is the source of this 360-nucleotide messenger RNA. RefSeq names its product growth hormone releasing hormone (gene ghrh). Gene Ontology annotation, biological process: regulation of protein localization; adenylate cyclase-activating G protein-coupled receptor signaling pathway; growth hormone secretion. NCBI's taxonomy places the organism in Eukaryota, Metazoa, Chordata, Actinopteri, Blenniiformes, Blenniidae. The coding region runs from base 1 to 360 and encodes 119 amino acids. Gene Ontology annotation, cellular component: perikaryon; terminal bouton; extracellular region. The transcript is spliced from 4 exons. The record is from RefSeq and is a predicted model, not a curated record. Gene Ontology annotation, molecular function: growth hormone-releasing hormone activity; peptide hormone receptor binding; neuropeptide hormone activity.